Molecule: messenger RNA, 4118 nt
Organism: Rhineura floridana
Lineage: Eukaryota; Metazoa; Chordata; Lepidosauria; Squamata; Rhineuridae
Gene: DEPDC1
Product: DEP domain containing 1
Exons: 12
Coding region: 79-2517 (812 amino acids)
Biological process (GO): intracellular signal transduction
Cellular component (GO): transcription repressor complex; nucleus
Source: RefSeq, a predicted model, not a curated record
ACCUUUAGGCAGCGGUUGCUUGUCGUGACAGUGGCUGGUGUCGCUCCCCUCGUCUUUACACCGCCAUCGGGGCGCGCUAUGGAGAGUCGGCUGGUGUCUCCCGGUCCCUAUCGAGCCACCAAACUAUGGAAUGAAGUUACUAAAUAUUUUCAGGCUGAAAUGCCACGGAGGAAACACAGGCAACACUUCAAAAAAUAUGGGAAUUGUUUUACUGCAACAGAAGCAAUCAACUGGCUUCAUGAAUUACUCAGGAACAACAAUAAUUUUGGCCCUGAAGUUACUAGACAGCAAACUAUUCAACUGUUAAGGAAAUUUCUCAAAAAUCACGUGAUUGAGGAUAUAAAAGGAAGAUGGGGCUCAGAAAAUCUGGAUGACAACCAUAACUUGUACAGGUUUCCUUCAGUUUCCCCAGUGAAAAUUCUGCCACAUCGGUGUCCGUUGAGUGAGAACACAAAUAACAUACCUAAAGAGACAGAAAGUAUGUUUAAGUUACAUUUCUCCAGGAGAACUCCCAAAAAAUACGAAUUUCGGAAAUGUCAGGAAAACACAGAAAAUGUGAAAAGUGGAACAAUGGAAGAGGAUAAGCAAAAGACGAUAUGCAGCAGAGAAGUAACCCAAGGAGACAUUGAAGAAAUUUGGAGAAACAUUGUUGUGAUACAUUUGCAAACUAUUUUAGGUAUGCCAUCAUUGGAACAAGUCUUGCAGCCUGCACAAGUAGUUCCUUGGUACAUAAUAUACAACAUGACUAAUACAAGUAAACGUGGUAUUGUUCUUCUACAAGACAAAUCAGAAGACCUGCCUCACUGGGUACUAUCCGCUAUGAAGUGUUUGGCAAACUGGCCAAGAAGUAAUGACAUGAGCCAGCCAAUGUACAUGGGCUUUGAACGAGAUGUAUUCAAAACAGUUGCUGAUUAUUUUCUUAGCCUCCCUGAACCUUUGCUUACUUUUCAGUACUAUGAAUUAUUUGUGAACAUAUUGGUUUUGUGUGGCUACAUCACAAUUCCAUAUAGAUCCAGUGGAAAAUCUAGUACACGGAAUGAUUUGACGCUUUCAAAAACUCCACACUUAAACUCUUUCAAGUCAACCGAAUGCCUUCUGCUAAGUUUGCUUCGUCAUGAGACUGACAAAAAAGAUGAAUCUGAGUCGAAAACAGUUUGUAUAAAGUGCACAGCUGAAAAAGGUUGUGAUGUAAAGUUGCAGAAUUAUAGUGUGGCUUGUAAACAUGCCACUAUUCAAGAACUAAUGGGUGGCAGUUGUCAAAAUCUUGCAAGACUGAAAAAAGAACAAGCUCUGCCUCUCAAACUUAAGGCGAGAUGUUACUCUUUGGAGGGAAUUGCAGAUACAGCCUCAAGCAAGUAUACUAAAGAUGGAUUUAAGACGCUUUCUCAAACUGGAAUUCACGUAAUGCCAUUCACAAACAAUGAAAACCAACUGUUGCAUUCUGAGCAUAAGCCAGACUCUUUGUUGGAUCUUUGUUCUGACAGCUCUAACCCCAAACAAACUUGUGGCUUCAAGAAAGUUUCCACAUCAAGUAUUCCAGACCAAGAGCUAUCUAGUGAUAACUACAAAUCAAAGCAUCUUUGCAGGUCUCGUAGUUUACGCGGCAAUAGCAACUCUAGUUGGUGUGGCAUACAUGCUCCAGUUGCAGAGAUCACUGUGAAACCACAUCCAGUAGUCCCUCUUGGACGAAAAGCCGAAAGUACCACCAGACUGGUCACUAAAACAGAAAAUAAACUGAGGAAUUUUGAUAUGGCCAUCAAUAAAAGACUCUGCAAAAGUGCAACACAACUUUCACAAAGCACGUUUUCCCCCAGGUCCCUUAUGUUGACUGGCACAUCAAAGCUGUUACAACCUCAUUUAGAAAGAGUGGCCAUUGAAGCACUGCAGAUAUGCUGCUUAUUGCUUCCACCACCAAAUCGCAGAAAACUUCAGCUCUUAAUGCGCAUGAUCUCUCGAAUGAGUGAAAAUGUUGAUAUGCCACAACUUCAUGAUGCAGUGGGCACCAGGUCUUUGAUGAUUCAGACAUUUUCUCGAUGUGUAUUGUGCUGUGAAGAAGAAGUAGACCUUGAUGAGUUACUUGCCAUAAGAUUAGUUUCCUUUCUGAUGGAUCAUCAUCAAGAAAUUCUAGAAGUGCCAACUUAUUUACAGGUUGCAGUGCAAGAACACAUAGAAACUUUAAAAACUACUCAGAUGGAAUUUCUAGGGGAAGAACUGAGCACCAUAUUCCCAACUUACUCCUACUGUAAAAGGAUAACUUCUCAGGAAUUUGACGAACAAAAGAUUUAUACCUCUCAGGCAGCAGUUGCUGAGCUUUUAGAAAGCAUCAUUAAAGACAAAAAAUUAUCUCUGAAAGACAAGAAGAAAAAGCUUAAGCUGUUUCAGAAAGAGUAUCCUCAGAUCUAUCAGAACAGAUUUCCAACCACAGAGAGUGAAGCCAUCUUGUUUGAAGACAGGCCCGCAAUUAAGCAGCCAAUGCUCAGCCUGCGAAAGCCAAAGUUUCGUACCAUGAGAAAUUAAUUUUACAUCUUUUGAGAACUCCUUUGCCUGAUGUUUGUGAACCAUUUCUUUGGAAAACAAAUAUUAGCAACAUUUAAGUGAGCAAGUAUACACAAAUGUGAAUUUGUUGAAAUGUGCUAAAAUAGGUUGGAUCUAGAGUUUCCUUGUCAUAUGUAAAGUCUGGAAAUGAUAUUACUGUUUACAAAAUAACCCAACAUCUGUACAUAGAUUUGUUUUUGUAUGAGUGGAUUUGGGUGAAAUGAAGGGUAACAAUAAAUGUACAGAUUUCAACAGCCAAAAAGAAAGAGGUGGAGGUUAGCAAAAUUGAGAAAAUGAAGCACAUGUGCACUAACUCUUUCCAAAAAAAGGCAUAUCUUUACCUCAGUAAGCUGAUACUUGUGUUAAUUUUCAAGGUGCACUUUUUAAAAAUUGUAAAUAAAAAUGUAGGGGGAUUGAUUUUUUUUAAGCGAAUAUAAUAGCUUUGCAAGUAACUUGAGUAUAUAACUUUUAUUUUUUAUUUUGCACUUAGUGUAAACUGACUCUAUAUGGUCUCAAAGGUUUGCAUGGUCAGCUGUUGAUUGAGAGGCAGGGUAACACACAACUGAGAAUAGGAGGCAUGGAACAUGCUCAUGGGGUUCAAUAGAAGACAGUGAUCAUAAAGCUGAUCAUAUUUGCACAGAUCAGGCCUUUCAUGGAAAAAGGCUUCAACAGCCAUAAAGGAGUAAUAAAGUUAUUGCUUACAUAGUUUCCAAAGCAAGUCUGUUGCAUCUGUAGUCCUGAAAUAUUUGGCAAUGCAUGGCUAAUGAUAACUGAAUUCAUUACUUGUGUUUGGACUAGUCCUCCACACUCUAUUUGUUCUUUCUUUCAAAUUAGACCAGUGAGUUGGAUCCAGAUUCCAAACUAAAAGACCAAGAGAUGGGGCGGGGAGUUAAAAGGCAGGCAAUCUGGCAUUUCCAAACCCUUGCCAGUUUGCUCUUGCUAGAAUGGGAGAUGAAGGGUGUUGCUUCCAUUACAACCCCCUCCUCACUCGCAGGCUUAGUUUUGUUUUUAAUAUCUUCCCUUCCAUCCAUUUCAAUAGGAGGAGAACUGAUUAUGCCAGCUUCAGGCUGAUGUAGAUAAAGGUCCCGAUAUAGUGAUUGUCCCAACAAAGGAGCUUUGAAUCCAAGAAAUCAAAGGCCACCGCCAACUGAGCCCUACUGCUAGUGGAAAAACCAUUGGCAGUACUACUGCCAUGGCUUUCUGUGAACAUACAGGGGGCCUCUAAGGCAGAUGGACCAUCCAGGCAGCAGAGCACCUCCUCACUGGCAGCGCCACACGUCCACUCUACCCCCCCCCCAGCUUUCAGUAGGGAUCUGGAUUCUUCUGGAAGCCAGCUGAACUGAAGUCGUGACUAAUGUGAAAAGUUAAUUUCAGUGGGACCUAAGCACAACUUACUUAGUCUGAAUCCAAGCCAUUAUGUCUUGUUGUAAGUGUAGAUAGUACGGAUUCUUUCCUUUCCCCCCUUUUAUGUGUAUCCAUUGUAGAACAUUUGUGUUUACAGCAUGUAUCUCAAUAUUUAAGUUAACUUAGAUUUUUUUUAAAAAAUUGUCCAAGGAAACUUGUUCAAUAAACUCUGACUUAUU